Messenger RNA from Ziziphus jujuba (common jujube), 1111 nucleotides. RefSeq lists its product as uncharacterized. Gene Ontology annotation, cellular component: endoplasmic reticulum membrane. The record is from RefSeq and is a predicted model, not a curated record. The transcript is spliced from 3 exons. Lineage: Eukaryota; Viridiplantae; Streptophyta; Magnoliopsida; Rosales; Rhamnaceae. Gene Ontology annotation, biological process: intracellular sphingolipid homeostasis; ceramide metabolic process; negative regulation of ceramide biosynthetic process. The coding region runs from base 257 to 721 and encodes 154 amino acids.
AAAAACGCCAUUUCCCCAAUUUCUCAGCUGUUCUCUCGUUGUUUCACGACUUCCAUUGUCGUUGGUGAUAAGCUCUUCGUCAUCCCUUUUUCUAUAAUAUAUAUAUAUAUAUAUAUAUAUAUAGUCGCUCUUUUUCCUGAUUCUGAUUAUUCAAAAGGGUUGCGAAAUUCACGAAGAAUAAAUUAAUAAUCGAAAAGAAGGAAGAGAAAAAUAGAGGAAGAGGAAGAAGAAGAAGAAAGAAAGAAAGGAAAAGAAGAUGUACGUAAGGGCGGUUCCGACGACGGAUCUGAACCGGAACACAGAGUGGUUCACAUACCCUGGGGUUUGGACUACCUACAUGUUGAUUCUGUUCUUCUCUUGGCUCAUCGUUCUCUGCCUCUUCCGAUGUUCGCCUGGCAUGGCCUGGACCAUUGUCCACAUCUCCCAUUUCCUCGUUACUUACCAAUGCUUUCACUGGAAGAAAGGAACACCGUUUGCUGAUGAUCAAGGUAUCUACAAUGGGUUAACUUGGUGGGAACAGAUAGACAAUGGCAAGCAACUCACUCGAAACAGAAAAUUUCUAACUGUUGUACCUGUUGUGUUGUAUUUGAUAGCCUCACAUACAACAGACUAUGAAAACCCAAUGCUUUUCUUCAACACACUGGCAGUGUUUGUACUAGUGGUUGCAAAGUUCCCUAACAUGCACAAGGUCCGAAUAUUUGGCAUCAAUGCUGAUCAUUGACUUAGCAACGGGAAUUCGAGUAUCGCAGCUUAACUCGAGUUUAUUUCUCUCUCUAAUCAUAUUGGAUUUUCCAAUUGAAUAGUAAAUCCAUGUAAAAGUGUUGAAAGUGAAGAAAAAGGGGGGGUUGGAGAAGAAGGUUUAUCAUAUCUCUUAAUGUAGUUGAGAUUUUUUUGUAUCCCGCUGUUACGCGUUUUGGGGGGUGGGAAAAAAUGUUUACAUGUAUUUUUCUAGUUGACGAGCUAAUCUUGGUGAAUUUCAAUGCUCGUUCAUUUUUCUCCAUUUUCACUUUGGAAGAAAAAUUUUCUUAUUUUGUGAAAAAUUCCCCUUUGAGAUUUAUAAUCCUGAAUGAGUAGUGUGGUUUUGGGAAGAAGUCGAAACCAAAGUUCUGCA